GCAGGAAAAGCAUGCCUCGCAAGAACAGCAACAGGGUGGCGAACGUAAAGAAGAGGGCUCGUCGUCCCAAGGGGCGGCCGCCGGAGCGGGCGUGGGCGCAGACAUUAGCGCAGAUGAAAGCAGCAGCGGCAGCGGCGGCGCGGAGAAAGUCCCUUCGCACUCGGGGAGGCGAAACGUUUGUGCGCCUUCGAAACGGCGGCUUCAGUAACAGCUGCGGGCCCAUCUGCUUGUUGCAACAUGCGAUGAGUGAUAGCCUCCCGAUUGCUACCAUCGAGAGAGCCACCAAUGGCGAGAUCGCGUCUGAGGUACGAGGCGCCCUGCGGUACAUUCGCGACAUCACCGUCGACACCUCGCACGGCCACACCCUGAGUGUGCUCGACCCCGACGAGGAGCGUGAGGUUCACGGGUUCGAAGAUCUGGUGGAUUCCGCAGAGCGCGACAUCCUUUCGAAGCCGAUGUGGGACAAGAUCAUGCGCUGUCCGUACGGCUACUUCGAUGGCAGGGCGAUGAUGAUCGGGGCGGACGCUUUGGGUCUAGAUGGUCUUCUGAUAGUUCGGGUGGACAGCGCUGGAUUUUUGGUGGCGAUGGAUGGGAUGACGACCCCAGUUGCCGAAGCGAAGCAUCUCGUCCUUUGGGACGGGUACGCUCACUUCGAAGCCCUUUUUCCUGACGAAGAGGUGUACCCGGUCUUCCCCGAUCUCGGCGAGGAGUUCUUCUUCGACGGACACGCGCAGGCGGAGGAAAUCGUUGAUGUCGAGGAACUGCCCCCGGUGGCCGACAUCGUCGACGAGUGGGAUAAGUACCUCUCAACCAGUACAACCAGCACGCGUGGCGUAGACGAAAGCGUUGUCGCCACCAACAGCAACGCAGGUCUUGCUUCGCACGUGGUGGAUCACGCGGGAGGACACGCCUCAUCUUCGCCAGCAGGCAUCCUAUUCGCGUACACGGGCUUCGCGCCUGGCUUACCGGGCGAGUCCCGCCGGUGCAGACUCAUCCGCGGCAGGCGUUAUCGCGCCGGGACAUCAAGUGGAUUGAGCCGACAGGCGUUGCGGAGGACCGCGGCAUCCGUCCGCCAGAUCCUCGCCAUGAGGCAUCCGCCACCGGAGCCACCUGCCUGUCGUUGGACCAACAAGUCGGUCGUGCUUGGCGCCGUGUACAUCACGUCCGUCAUGGCACCUGCGCUCUCGUGCGGGUUUGCGAUAGCUCCCAUCAUCUUCGUGUCCAUGCUCAUCUGGGCAGCCGUCGGCUUUUUCCUGACAAGGUUCAGGAUUCCGCUAUAA
Molecule: messenger RNA, 1280 nt
Organism: Ectocarpus sp. CCAP 1310/34
Lineage: Eukaryota; Phaeophyceae; Ectocarpales; Ectocarpaceae
Source: the annotation of a GenBank genome assembly